This is a messenger RNA of Mesocestoides corti, 699 nucleotides long. NCBI's taxonomy places the organism in Eukaryota, Metazoa, Platyhelminthes, Cestoda, Cyclophyllidea, Mesocestoididae. The record is from the annotation of a GenBank genome assembly.
GAACUUCUAUCCUAUCUGCAUGUCAACCCGAUCCCCAAGUUAACGGACUAUGAGGUAUGCAUUGCCGUGAGCCUGGUAGACACCACUACACUGGAAACUGGCUGGGCAAAUAUCGGUGGACUUGACGACCUCAUUACCGAUCUCCGAGAAUCAGUGAUUCUUCCGUUCCGUUCUGCCUACUUUCUGCCACAAUCAAAACUCUUCCGUGCCCCUAAGGGUGUCCUGCUCUAUGGCCCGCCGGGCUGCGGCAAAACCCUGCUGGCGAGGGCUACCGCUCGUGCUGCCAAUGCGAGGUUCUUUAAUCUACAGGUGUGUGUGUUCGUGUGUAUCGAUGCAGUCCUCAAGACGGUCUAUUCGUUUCUAACAACUCGCUCUGUUCACGACAAUGAGUCGACACGUAUGAUGAAGACCCAGUUUAUGGCUCUCUGGGAUGGACUUCUCUCUGAACCAGACAGCCGCAUUAUUGUUAUUGGUGCUACCAACAGACCCAGUGAUCUCGACAGUGCCAUACUUAGGUGCAUGGUUCGGUUUUAUUUUACUCCGGAGUUUUUGAAGUCCUUUGCUGAGCAAACAGAAGGUCUGUCGGGCAGUGACCUUUUCGAGAUUUGCCGUGAAGCCGCCUUAAGGGGCUUUCGUGCCUGGCUCCAUGCCUCUCCAUCAUCCCCACAAUCUGUCGAAUCCUCUUCCACUAGCCCGUAA